AUGGCCGAAAUCAACUUCGGCUUCCUCCUGAUCCCGCUGCAGCUCCUUGACAUGGCGGGUCCCAUGGACAUAGUGGGAAAUAUCUCUCACGAAGUUAUCUCGCUGUACGGGCCGGCAGAGUUGGCCAAGACAGCACCAAAGAUCAAUUUCUUUCAUAUCGGACCCAGCAUGGAGCCGGUGCAGUUGACUGGGGGCUUUAAAGCGCAGCCAACGACGACGCUUGCAGACUGCCCAGAACUCGACUAUCUCCUGGUUGGCGGCCCAUCUCUAGAAUACGCAGAGAAUCUGCCGAAGGAUAUGAGAAAUUUCAUCGCCGAGCAGUCCAAAACGGUCAAGAGCCUCUUCACCACCUGUACCGGCGGGCUGGUGGUUGCCGCAACGGGCGUGCUGGACGGAGUCUCGGCAACAGCCAAUCACACAGUACUUGACCAUGGGCGUGAAGUCGCGCCGAGGGUGAAAUGGAACGGCCAAAAGAACUGGGUCGUUGAUGGCAAGUUCUGGACCGCCGCGGGUGCUGUCGCAGGCAUGGAUAUGAUGGCGAGUUGGGUCCAACAGACGUAUGGUACCGACCUCCUCCAUUUUUCCACGAUGUUAUUGGAAUAUCAGCCAAGGGAUGAGGACGGGAACCCGGUCACAUUCAUGAAUGGCAGGGGAGAGGUGGUAAGGGUUUCAAGAUGA
Exophiala aquamarina CBS 119918 is the source of this 678-nucleotide messenger RNA. RefSeq lists its product as uncharacterized. The transcript has a single exon. NCBI's taxonomy places the organism in Eukaryota, Fungi, Ascomycota, Eurotiomycetes, Chaetothyriales, Herpotrichiellaceae. The coding region runs from base 1 to 678 and encodes 225 amino acids. The record is from RefSeq and is a predicted model, not a curated record.